CUCGCGGGUCUCCGGGACCCGAGUACUGAGUGGUUCGUCGCGCCCCGGGACCUGCGUCCAGCGGCGUUGCUGCCGUCACCAUGCCACAAAAUGAACAUAUCGAGUUACACCGUAAGCGCUAUGGGUAUCGUUUGGAUUACCAUGAGAGAAAGAGAAAGAAGGAAAGUCGAGAGGCUCAUGAACGUUCAAAGAAGGCAAAAAAGAUGAUUGGUCUGAAGGCCAAGCUCUACCAUAAGCAGCGUCAUGCUGAGAAAAUACAAAUGAAAAAGACUAUCAAGAUGCAUGAAAAGAGAAACACCAAACAAAAGAAUGAUGAGAAGACUCCACAAGGAGCAGUGCCUGCCUAUCUGCUGGACAGGGAGGGACAGUCUCGAGCUAAAGUGCUUUCCAAUAUGAUCAAACAGAAACGAAAAGAGAAAGCGGCCUGGAAAAGGAUGGUUACUAAAGUUUGCUUUGUUGGGGAUGGCUUUACACGGAAACCACCGAAGUAUGAACGAUUCAUCAGACCCAUGGGCUUACGUUUCAAGAAGGCACAUGUUACGCACCCUGAACUUAAAGCCACCUUUUGCUUACCAAUACUUGGCGUAAAGAAGAACCCCUCGUCCCCACUGUACACAACGCUGGGUGUUAUUACCAAAGGGACCGUCAUUGAAGUGAAUGUGAGCGAACUGGGCCUGGUGACGCAAGGAGGCAAGGUGAUUUGGGGUAAGUAAACCGUACGUUGGGGA
This is a messenger RNA of Echinops telfairi (small Madagascar hedgehog), 728 nucleotides long. RefSeq names its product NSA2 ribosome biogenesis factor (gene NSA2). The coding region runs from base 81 to 713 and encodes 210 amino acids. Gene Ontology annotation, biological process: maturation of 5.8S rRNA; maturation of LSU-rRNA. Lineage: Eukaryota; Metazoa; Chordata; Mammalia; Afrosoricida; Tenrecidae. Gene Ontology annotation, cellular component: preribosome, large subunit precursor; nucleolus. The record is from RefSeq and is a predicted model, not a curated record. The transcript is spliced from 5 exons.